Nicotiana tabacum (common tobacco) is the source of this 477-nucleotide messenger RNA. Lineage: Eukaryota; Viridiplantae; Streptophyta; Magnoliopsida; Solanales; Solanaceae. The record is from RefSeq and is a predicted model, not a curated record.
AUGAUUUUCGGGGGAAACGAUAUUAAGGGGUACAUUCUUGGCAGCAAAAAGGCGAAGGUGUCAGUAACCCACAGCAAAAGGCUCCGGGAAGUCGCUGAAGACAACAUCACUUUCACGGAAGAGGAUGUAGAUGAAUUGUUGCUAUCGCACGACGACACAUUGGUAAUCUCUUUAAAUGUACUAGAUUUUAACAUCAAACGUGUUCUAGUAGAUCUAGGGAGUUCGGACAGUAUUAUACAAUGGAGGGUAUUAGAGCAAGCCAAGCUCACCGGAAGCAUCAUUCAAGCCACAAAACUCAUCGCCGAGUUUAACCUAGCAAGCGUGACAACCCUAGGAGAGAUCUUGUUGCUCACGAAUGCCGAAGGGGUGAUGAAGACUACCCUUUUCGAGGUGGUGGAUGGUGAUAUGGGCUAUAAUAUUAUCCUGGGAAGACCAUGGUUGCACGAGAUGAAGGUUGUACCAUCGACAUAUCACUAG